CUGCACACGGUUAGGAUUUUGGUUUUCGCAACCAAGUAAAAACUCAAAACGUCAAAACUAACAAUAUAAUUGUAGACAUAAGUAUAAUCAUACAACAUUAUAACACCCAAUUGUUUACCAUAUUUAAUUUAUUUUAAUGACAACACCGUCAACGUUUCUACUGAUGAGUGAUGAUUUUUUGUCGAUUACGUUUCAAUAUUUGUACAGGCAUAUACCUAAACCCAUAAAAUUAUCAAUUUCGCGUCUCUUGAUAGAUUCAUACAUUGUUUUUACUCAUCUCGUUCUGAUUUCGUAGAAUUAACGUGAAAAAAAUGUUUGAAAUGUCCAUAGUCAGAUUAGUCUUGAUUGUUCUAGUAGCCGCAUCGUUGGGUGCCUUUUGGUACCUGGACACAGUGUUUUAUCACUGGGACCGAGUACUGCCACAGCCUGAAGAAAUGGUUGUUGAAACAGUGCCAGAAUCUCCAAAAAAUAUUACGAAUUUCAAUAAGCCCAAAGAGUUUGUACCAACAAACGAAUGGCAAAUAAUCGGCGAAGAUCAACCUAUUCCUCCUGGAUUACAUGUACAGAUUGAUCUUCAGACUGGUGAGAAAAAGGCUAAAAUAAUGGAAGACAAUAUAAAUAAUAAAUCAAAUAGUUUGGCCAUUACAGACUCUAAUAAACCAGAGAAUUUGAAAGAUCCAAAUAGUUCACCAGAUAAUUCACACAAAUUUAGAUCUUAUGAAGAGCUUAAAGAUGAUCUUAAAGAUUUGAAUAUGACUAUUAAAAGUGAUAUGGAUGUAAUGGAUGAACUUUCUAAAAAAUUUCAAGAACAAAUUAAAUUAUAUGAAGAUAGUGAUAAAAAUCUUCAAAAUAUUUUAACUGAUCUUGAAUAUCUCCUACAUCAAGUUGAUACAGCUGAGGUUUUUGUAAAGAAUAAAGGGAUACAAUUAAUCAUAAUGCCUUGUUUAAAUAGCAAUUCAAGUUUUUUAAAAGCACAAGGAGCACUGAUCCUUGGUUCUGCUGCUUCUAAUAAUCAAAAAGUUCAAAUUGCUUCUUUAGAAAAUGAUGUUAUACCACUUUUAUUAAAGCAUAUUGAUAAUGAAUUUACAUUUUCUGUUCAAAAAAAUUGUAUAUUUGCUUUAUCAUCAAUUACUCGAAGAUUUCCCUUAGCGCAAAAACAAUUAAUAGAUAAUAAUGGUAUUCAAACUUUCAUGUCUGUGUUUAAAAUGCCUGUAUCCGAAUUCAAUACUAAACUUAAGUUAAAAGUUACUCAACUUCUAGAAGACUUGACUGUAGAAAUCGAGGAUGCUAAACUAACAUUCAAAGAAGAAACUAAUACACAGCUCAGCACUGAGGCAGCCGAAAGAGUUCGUCAGUAUGACAAUUUGCACUUAAAAGAUAAACUUGUUGAAAAUGGGUGGUGCAACAUUUUGGGAAAUGAGUUAAUUAUAUUGUCUAAUCGAUUACCACUAGAUGAAGAAAACCAUGAAAUGGUUGUAGCUUCUGGAAAAUCUUUAUUAGCAAUGCAAAAAUUGUGUAAAGUUAAAUUACAAGGGAAUAAGGAAUUCUAUCAAUCAUUUUACACUUUGGAAGUUUAUUACAAGCAAUUAUUCCAAAAUGAUGUCUUUUUUGAUGAGUUAUAUCAGUUGACAACCGAGUUGACUAAUACUUAUGAUCCUGUAUUAGAAUAGUAUCAUGUUAUUUAGUCCAAUUUAUAAAUUUAUAAUACUGUGUGUAACUAAAUAUCUAAUGUAUUAAAUAUUUUUUUCUGUGAUAUAUUUCUAUUUAGGUUUUAAUGUUUUAAUUUAUUGAAAUUAUAUAUUUAUUUUGAGAAUAAGAUUGUUUACUUAGUGAUUGUUAGUUUUUUGAAAUAUAUAUAUAAUAUAUUAUAAAAAAAUUAAA
Rhopalosiphum padi (bird cherry-oat aphid) is the source of this 1881-nucleotide messenger RNA. It is a transcript of the gene Sil1, whose product is annotated as nucleotide exchange factor SIL1. The record is from RefSeq and is a predicted model, not a curated record. The transcript is spliced from 7 exons. NCBI's taxonomy places the organism in Eukaryota, Metazoa, Arthropoda, Insecta, Hemiptera, Aphididae. Bases 312 to 1670 code for a protein of 452 amino acids.